AUGGCGAUACUCACUAACGAUGUCGGCGAAACGUCUAGGAAUGUUGAUCAGCUACGCGACCAGUUAUCCCGCAUGUAUGAAGAGGUGACAAGUCUGCGAGAGAACAACGAACGGCUGCAGCAGAUGAUCACCGGUCAGACGCCUUCAAGCCCUUUGAUCGCUGCCGGACCCCACGUGCCUUCGUAUUCGUCCAGUCUGGAAGCGGGCAAGGCUUUGUUCACGAGUAGCCGUCUCGCCAUUGCUGACUCUUUGACACUGGCAUCUUCUACUGCUGCAACCAGCGUAGGAAUGUGUUCCCCUGCCACGGCAACCGGAUCGUUGACUAGAAUGGGCUUUUUAAAGUCUGGCUUAGGAGGGCAGAUGCUGCGGCCGGACUCUUCUGCCUCCGGUCCAGUCGAGGGUUGUAUUGGCGCUGGAGGAGGAAGUGGCGACCUCGGUAGCCCCGGGACAGGGAAACCUCCAGUCCGACCUUUCGGCGGCAAAGAGGAGGAA
Molecule: messenger RNA, 492 nt
Organism: Protopolystoma xenopodis
Lineage: Eukaryota; Metazoa; Platyhelminthes; Monogenea; Polystomatidea; Polystomatidae
Source: the annotation of a GenBank genome assembly